This is a messenger RNA of Cuscuta campestris, 5052 nucleotides long. The record is from the annotation of a GenBank genome assembly. NCBI's taxonomy places the organism in Eukaryota, Viridiplantae, Streptophyta, Magnoliopsida, Solanales, Convolvulaceae.
UUCGCCCAUUUGGUACGACGAACUCAUGUCCUUCUUAGUCUCACAAGGGAGACUAGAAAAAAUAGGGGUGGUACUCGAAAGUCUGAAUACCAUGUACGUACACUAAGCCCGGUCAGGGUUGUCGGACUACUAAGUCGCGCACAACCACGCUAUAAGAGACGCAAUUACGCAUGAUCUCUUACGCAUGCAUAUGAUAUGAUAUGCUACAAUAUGUGUGAUUAUAUGAGUCAUUUUAUAUGAACAAUUUGUAAAUAAUAUGAAUGGAUAAAACUUUAUUUUAUUUGGGUGAAAUCUGAUAAAAAUAUCAUUUAAUUCAGCUACAGGGCUCGGAACGAUCGACCGUUUGGCGCGACGGUCGACCUUGAUCUUCAUCAGAUCUUCCAAGUAAGUAUGGCUUCCUUCUUUUGAUGUUCAUACGACGCUAUGGGGAAGAAGAAUAGGACCAAGGAACCUACACCUCCAACUCCUCCGAAGAAGAAGCUUCCGGAGUUGAAUGUGGAUGAUGAGGUCACUUUGGAUACUCUUGAGAACUCGGAUAGUACGUCUAGUGAUGAUAAUCAGUCUGUGAAUGAUAUUAAUGAAGAUGAGAAUGUUGCGGCUGAGGAUGGGAAUGGCACCUCCACUGGUUCUGAUACUCCUUCUGUUGAUGAAGAGGCAGUUGAGAAAGAAUUGGAAAAAAAUAAGAACACCCCCAAGGUGUUUGAGGAAAAGCCUGAGCCAGUUCCGAAGAAAACCUAUGCUGAACUUCUGAAAAACAAUAGGAAAGCUACCCAAGGGAUGCAAUUAUUCAAGGUUGAGCUUAACAGCACUGAAGAGGUGUUUAUUCCUGAUGAAGCAAUCCUUCCAAUUGAACAGUUGUGGGGAUACUGCCUUGUGGGAUGUUUCUCUGGAAAAUUCCCAGGGCUUAAGGCCAUCCAAAAAAUGGUGGAUCAAUGGAGUAUUCCCUGUGAGAUUUUGCCACAUAGAAAAGGAUGGAUUGUACUCAAAUUUUGGAGGGAAGAGCAUAGACAAACAGUUCUUACUAUGAAAGCUGAAGAACUUUCCAUUGGUAACAAGAAAUUGUUACUAAAAAUUCCUGAGAAAGAUUUCAUGUGGAACUGCAAGUCCUUUGCAACCAUGCCUGUCUGGGUUAAACUCUUAGAUGUCCCUAUGGGUUUUUGGUCUCCACUGGGGCUCUCACACAUUGCCUCUUUCCUUGGGACACCUCUGUACUCUGAUGGAGUUACCCACACUGCUGCAUCUGUGUAUGACACCUCAAUGGAACCUAAUCCUGAUGGGGACUACAGGAGGGUUAACUUCUGCAGGGUUAUGAUAGACAUGGAUCUCACGGUUAAGCCUCCUGUGAAUGUCAAGGAAGCUUUCAAGGAACCAGCCCCUACUGUUCCUAAUUCUAAGGACAAGGUGGUAGCUAAUGAGGACAAUGGAAAGAAAUAUUUGGAUGAAGAAGUUCCUGUAGACAAAGUUAAUGUUGAUGAUCCUACACCCUCUUUUGUUGUUAAGGAUCCUAAUGAUGGUGACACUCUUAUGGGAACAGGGUCUGGUAAACUUACCUCUGUCCCCAUCAAAGAAACCCUUCUCAAGGAACCACCAGACAAGGAGGGAAAGGACAAGGCCACUGCCCAGCCUAGAAGCAGUGGAAGAACUGGAGGAAACCAAUACCAUGGCAACAACAGAGGGGGUGGCAACAGAGGGGGGAGAAUGGCCAUUUUCUGGAAUCCUAAUUUUGUUAGAUGUAAUGUGAAGGAUAUUACUGAUCAGUUUAUACAUUGUGAUGUUCAAUGCCUAAUUACACACAAGUCUUUUGCUAUUUCUUUUGUGUAUGCUUUGUAUAAUGUGUCCACCAGGAGAAAUCUUUGGGAUAAUUUGUCAAAGCACUCUGGAGACAGUCCCUGGGCCAUUAUGGGAGAUUUUAACUGUGUGGCUAGCUCUGAAGAGAGACUCAACUACCAUACUCCCACUGCCUAUUCCAUGAUGGAUCUAAUGCAAUUUAAAGUCAAUAAUGACCUCAUUGAUGCCAGAGCAACAGGGCUGAAGUUCACUUGGAACAAAGGGAAGAAAUGGGCCAAACUGGACAGAGUUCUAAUUAACCAUGAAUGGGAAACUAUCAACUGGGAGUGUUGUGCUGAGUUCAGUGAUAUGGUGGUGGAAUCUGACCACUGUCCUGUUCUUUUGGACCUGUUCCAGAAAGUCAUAAAGGGGACCAAACCUUUCAAGUUUUUUAAUAUGUGGCUAAACCAUCAGUCCUUUGACAAUAUCCUUGGAAGUAUUUGGAGCACUAGAGUGGAAGGAACCAGACAAUACAGACUCUGCAAGAAGCUUAAGCUGCUCAAACAACCCCUGAGACAACUUAACAAGCUGGAAUUUGGUCACAUUUCACAAAGGGCUUCAGAAGCUAGAAAGGAAUAUAGCCAUGUCAUGAAGCAACUACUUCAAAAUCCUAAUGAUGAUAUUCUCCUGGCUAGGAGUGAGAUGCUUAGGAAAAAAGCAAGCUUUUUGAUUGAUGCAGAGAGAUCCUUUUAUCAGCAGAAGGUUAAAAGUGAUCUUAUCAUUGAGGGGGAUAAAUGCACUAAGUACUUUCAUGCUAUGAUGAGGAAACAACAUGCUCUCAACUCCAUUCCUUUCAUCACCACUGAACAGGGAGGGGUGACUACUUCUAUGGAUGAGAUUUCAGACCAGUUCAUUGGGUACUACAACAACCUUUUUGGCACCAUAACCGAGGUUGCACCAAUCAGGAGAGAGGUCUUCCAAGAAGGGACUAGGGUUUCUCCAGAGCAGGGACACUUGUUGAUCAGGAGGGUAUCCAUGGCAGAGGUCAAAGAAGCCCUUUUUAGUAUUGGGAAUGAAAAAGCACCUGGUCCUGAUGGUUUUACUGCAGCCUUCUUCAAGAGUAAAUGGAACAUUGUGGGCCAAAGUCUUUGUGAAGCUGUGGAGGAGAGAGAGGUCUUCCAAGAAGGGACUAGGGUUUCUCCAGAGCAGGGACACUUGUUGAUCAGGAGGGUAUCCAUGGCAGAGGUCAAAGAAGCCCUUUUUAGUAUUGGGAAUGAAAAAGCACCUGGUCCUGAUGGUUUUACUGCAGCCUUCUUCAAGAGUAAAUGGAACAUUGUGGGCCAAAGUCUUUGUGAAGCUGUGGAGGAGUUUUUCAGAAGUGGGAGGCUACUCAAACAAAUCAAUCAUGCAACUGUCACCUUGAUACCUAAAGUGAAAGAGAACCCUGGAGUGAAGGAUUUCAGACCCAUAGCUUGCUCAAAUGUUACCUACAAGGUUAUCACUAAAAUCUUGUCCAACAGAAUGAGCCAUAUUCUGCCAGGUAUUAUUGAUAGUGCUCAGGCAGCCUUUGUUGAAGGGAGGAACAUGAUGGAUAAUGUUUUGCUUGCUCAGCAGUUGGUUAGAAGGUAUGCCAGGAAAAGAACUGCUCCUAAGUAUGAUUUGAUGCUGUUUUCAAGAGGAGACAUUGAGUCUGUUACUGUCCUGGCUGAUGCCCUUAACCACUUCUCUCAAGCCUCUGGACUGAGAGUUAAUUCACAGAAAUCAAGCAUUUUUCUAGCUAGAGAAGUUAAGGAUAAUAGACAGGACAUCCUUAACCUGGUCCAAUUUCCUCUUGGAAGACUACCUGUCAGAUACCUUGGUCUACCAUUAACUUCCCAAAGAGCCUCUGAAAGGGACUUUGCACCUCUUAUUGCUAAGGUUGAGGACAAUAUAUGUAAGUGGAACACUAAAACUUUGUCACAGGCUGGGAGAGUAGAGCUGAUCAGAAGUGUAAUCCAAGGGAUCCAGAGUUUUUGGCUUCAGGCUUUCCCUAUCCAUAAGACUGUUCUCAAUAGAAUCACAACUAUCUGCAGAAGCUUCUUGUGGGGCAGUAAGUUUUCUAAGGUUGCUUGGAGUGAUAUCUGUAAACCAAUUGAAGAAGGAGGGCUGGGGUUGAGGAACUCUUACACUUGGAAUCAAGCUUUUCUUAUCAAAAAUCUUUGGAAUAUUGCCUGUGCUAAGGAUACUUUGUGGGUUAAAUGGGUUCAUGCAGUUUACCUUCAAAAUAGGGAGGUGUGGACAUGGACACCUAAGGAGGGGGAUUCACACCUUUUCAAAAAAAUGUCCAUUGCUAGAGACCUUUUUGUGGAUAAGCUUGGGGGUCCUGAUGGGAUUCAUGACAGAUUGCAGAACAUGUGUGAGAAUGGCAAGUUAAAUACCACCACUGUAUAUGAUCUACUCAGAACUAGGAAUCAGCCAAAGCCUUGGAGGAAAUUCAUUUGGCAGACCUAUAUCCCCCCUAGAUUUUCCUUUACCACUUGGCUGAUCCUUAGGAAAAGGCUUCCUACCAAGAGACUUAGGAAUGGGGCAUACUUUGAUCAGAUUGCAGUUGAUGUCCAUUCUACUAUCCAGAAGAUCAAGCUGAGUGUUUAUAAGCUCAUAAGUGGACUCAUAGUUGCUGCCAGGAUUUUGGAUGUUCCGACGAACAACGAUUCCGACGAUUAUCUCAUUAACUUCAAUAUUCUAACGCCGAACCUUCUCUACGAUACCUUCCGGAUGUUCCUAAGAAGUGUUAGAGAGUUUAUGGCUAAUUUUGUACAAUUGAAACAAAUGGCUGAGGAGUCAGGCCUUAAAGUCACGGAUCAGGAGAUUUGGUUUGAGGUAGUUGGUGGCUUUGAUCAAAAGAAUUGGAUUAAGGAAGUCGGAGAUCUUGCCGAUCAAAUGAAACCCCUUAAACCUAUAUAUCAAGGCAAAAGAAAGAGUACUAGUAAUAUUUCAGAGAUUGAGCGCGUGAGAGCGGAGAAUGAGGUCAUGAAGACAAGGUUGGAUAAGAUUGAGUUCACAGUUGCUACACAAAUUCAAAGAAUGUGUGGUGGAAAUCUUCCGACACCUCGAGACCCUGACGAUGGUAUGGGAGGCUCAGGAACUGGUUGUGUGGCAUGAAUAAGUUAUGACCUUUAUGUGUUUUAUUGAAUAUUGUGCUGUGAUUGAAAAUGUAUUUUUUGAAUUGUGUUUUAACGAAUACUCUGUUGUGAUUGACCAUGAAUUGAGAAAAUAUUUGUAUUUUAAUGAAUUUGACAAAUGCUG